GGCUGCGCAAUGUCGCAUGGAUCGGGGCUCAUCCGGACCACGUGCAGCAGCGGCGGCGCGCCGGGGUCAGGCCUGCCCUCCGAGGGAUUGCUGGACCGGGUGUACCCGCGCACCCAGGGUGCCCUGUUCAAAGUGGCGCAGAUGGUCACCCUGCUGAUUGCCUUCAUCUGCGUGAGGAGUUCCCCUCGGAUCGACUAUGGCGCCUACAGCUUCUUUGAAGUGGUCACCAUCUGCGACCUCAUAAUGAUCCUCAUCUUUUACCUGGUCCACCUCUUCCGCUUCUACCGUGUGCUCACCUGCAUCAGCUGGCCCCUGUCGGAACUUCUACACUAUUUAAUCGGUACCCUGCUUCUCCUCAUCGCCUCCAUUGUGGCAGCCUCCAAGAGUUACAACCAGAGUGGCCUGGUAGCUGGAGCGGUCUUUGGGUUCCUGGCCAGCUUCCUCUGCCUGGCAAGCUUGUGGCUGUCCUACAAGAUCACCUGCAUAACCCAGUCAUCAGAUGUAUCUGCCUGAAGAGGCCAUAGCCUCUGGUCCUUUCCAGGAAUCUACAGGACGUAUGGCUAUGGACUGCUCAGAUGACAAGCCCCGUGGCUUCCCUGGCUUUGCCUGGACACUGGGGCGCCGAGCAUCAAGC
Molecule: messenger RNA, 634 nt
Organism: Acomys russatus (golden spiny mouse)
Lineage: Eukaryota; Metazoa; Chordata; Mammalia; Rodentia; Muridae
Gene: Cmtm7
Product: CKLF like MARVEL transmembrane domain containing 7
Exons: 5
Coding region: 10-513 (167 amino acids)
Cellular component (GO): membrane
Source: RefSeq, a predicted model, not a curated record